AUGCACAACUGUACACUCAUCUUUAUCGCAGUAACAAUUUAUAAUUCUUCAGUGCCAAAUGUCACAAGUUAUUUGAUUAGGCGAUACGUCUACACAUCUAACAAUCCACUUUUGAAUUUGUACAUGAUUGGAUACAGUAAUGAGGAGCUCGAACUAGGCGUCUCUAGACAUAUUGAGGGGCUUAUUAGGAAGAGCAGGGAUUUUAACCUUGAUGGCAAUAUAGAUCAGGGUCAAACUCAAAGUAUUUAUCCACCUCCAGGGACAGAUUCUAAAUAUUCUAGUAAUGAAGAUGAAGAUUCCAUGACAUCGGAUGAUGAAGAAACAACAAAGGUGCCAAAAUGCCCUGAUAUAAAGCCUAAAGGAAUCCCAGAAACAUUUUUAUCUUCAAUUGUCCAAUUACCUGACUAUGACGACGAAGACUGGUGCCCUGAUUUUUACAUAGGCGAUUUAAAAUCGCCUGGGUCUGAGUUUAUUGAAAAAAACAACGAUUACAUUUUGGAAUGGGCUAAUACGCGUAGAAGAUCUAGAGGACUACCUCCAAUAAAAGUUAAGUGGAAGAAAUUGCCGGAAACUUCGUACUUGAAUGAUAAGGCACUUAACUUGCAAAACGUUACAGAUGUAAUAACAUCUGAGACCAGACCAACAGAAGGUAAUUACACCUGUGGAAAUAUUUGGAAUGUACCAGAAUUGCAGGAAGAAUAUGAAUUAGUGAAGAAUCAUUUGUUAAAGAGGGCAAAAGAUGAUGAACAUUAUGCGAGUGGUGGGGAACAAACUUUUUACGAUAAAUUGCCAAGAGAUGAGAAUGGAAUCGCAAUUUUUAACCGCGUCCAAGAUAUAGAAAAAUUGUCAUUUGAAGAGGUUAAACAUGAAUUGAUUGCCCGUGGCUAUAGAACACAUGGUUCACUUAAUGAGAUUAGGGAGAGACUAGUCGAUUCAUUCAAAGAUCCAAAUAGAGAAUGGAGAAUUGAAAACAUAGUGAAAAAGAAGCUUUGCAAGGACAAUUUAGAAUUGCCAGAAGAUGUUAGAGAUAAAUUGAGACAAAUAGAGGAGAAAGAAAAUUUUAUAGAACGCAAUGAGGGCACAGAUGAUUUAAAUGAAUUUACCAAUACACUGGCAGCGUUUUCAGAAAUAUCCCAGUAUUAUGAGGAUCCGGUUGGUUACCUAAAUUUGGAUUCUGGUAUUGAUAUCCAGGGCCUAACUGAAUCGGAGAUUGAGGAACUAAAAAACUCGCCUAAGAUUGAAGAUCUACACUUCCACGAGAAAAUUAAUUCUCCAGAAGUUGAUUUUGUGGAUAGACUAGAAAAGACAUUUAAUCUCGAAGAGAACCGGCCACAAAGACCAUUGCCAGAAUAUGAUCAGGAGGCAAGUAUAUAUGAAAUGAAAAAAAAAUUUUUGGAAAUAGAAGAUGGAUUUCACGAGCAUAAUGUCAAAAUGAUUGUAGAUAGAUUUGGGGUGUCUGAAGCAUUUGUUGUGGAUGCCUUGUGUAAAUUGGGAGCCAACACACCAAUUGACCCUAGCGAGCCCAUAAAAAGAUACAUAGAUUACAAUGCAAUAUGGAAUUUUUUAGAGUAUUUAAACAUUGUCGACCCAAUUGAUACUCAAGUAUUUUAUUCCAUUCAUACAUUGGAAGAUAUAGCAGAUGAAUAUGGUAUCUCUGUGAACGACCUAGUGGAGGCAUGCAAAAAUAUAAAUGUUAAACUGCCAUACGGGGCCUCGUCUCAACUGAAUAUGCAAUGUAAAUCCGCUAUGUUGCACUAUUUGUACAAGAAGGGGAAGAUAUUGGACAAAAAAUUUCCAAACCCGUAUCUAAAAAACCAUCCAACGCUCAUAACAGAUUCCAAUGAAAUUUAUCCUGUUGACGAUUAUGAGGUGGAUGAAGAGAUAUUAUCCCAUCCAUCCAAUACAUAA
Babesia microti strain RI is the source of this 1908-nucleotide messenger RNA. Its product is annotated as conserved Plasmodium protein, unknown function. The coding region runs from base 1 to 1908 and encodes 635 amino acids. The record is from RefSeq and is a predicted model, not a curated record. NCBI's taxonomy places the organism in Eukaryota, Apicomplexa, Aconoidasida, Piroplasmida, Babesiidae. The transcript is spliced from 9 exons.